UUUAUCUGUGUUAUACUAUUAUUAUCCUAUUAUCUCUGCAUCGGCCUGACAUUGUGGUGAAGAAGCACUUUGUCGUUCGAAUAGCGACUCACCCUGUUUAUAAUUUGCCCUUUCUUCGACAAUUAAUUCUUUGUAGUUCGUCAGCACCGUCACCAGUAAAAGCUAUUUUUUAUUAAAUUCUUUUUGAAAAAAUUCUAACCGUUCCAUUUUAAAGUCAGGCACGAAUUCGUGAUAAUCGGCCAAAAUGAAUUUCGGAUUCCAUAUUAGAACGCACGUGAAGAAUAAUAAUCGUAUCGUUGACGUGAGGGGUUUGCGUGUCAGGCCGUGCGUUUCAGACGUGGUUUCGUGCUUGUACAGAAGAAAAGGGGGCGUUGAGCCCGCCGAUACGGAACAAGCACCUUUUCGGCCCUGCAUGCCGUGCUUGUGCUCCUCCCCAGAGGGGGGACUUGCGUGCGUGCGAUGCGUGACCGGGGUCGAUCCGCGAUCGCCAGUGCAGGUCUGUUCACUUUGUUGGGUACAUCUCUGUGGAAAAAAUCUGCCGUGAUGAGUGCGAGCGCGUUGAUAGCAGCUGUGCACAGGAGGAGGCCACUCUGGGACACAGCCGACGCCAACCACCACAACCGACUUCUCAUCAACGCACUUUGGUACGACGUGGGAGCGGAAUUGGGCAUGAACAUGAUGUUGGCAAAAUCUAAGUGGAGAGGACUGAGAGAUUAUUAUAGGCAGCAGUUAAAGAGGAAUUCAGAGCAGCCUGAAGCACCUUUGUCAAAUUGGAAACACUUUAAUGAGAUGGCUUUUGUCGGUGGGACACCAAAUCCGAGAUCUUCCCAAAUAAAAGAAGAAUUCGGCACAUCGCCCACUGACCUGGACAUACACAAUGCUGUGGACCAGGAAUGGCAGGAAGAUGCUUUCACACAAAAUUGGCAAUCCGAGUCUGUCUCGUCUUACAAACGAGACUCUGGGAGUUCAGAUGAAGAUGAUGACCUGCAUUUCUUCAAAUCGAUUAUACCCGACUUAAAGGAUCUCGAAAGGCAGAAGAAAGUUAUACUAAGAAUGAAAAUUCUCAAGUUGAUUCAUGAAGAAUUAUAUGCAGGAGGGAAGCAGAAUGAAGCAAGCAUCUCAGAAAAUGGCAUACCACCUUCACCCCCAAAAAGCUGAAUUUUUCAUUAAUAUUUUAAUUUUAAUUUGUGUGUGUAUAUAUAUUUAUUUUUAUAAAGAAAUUUCAAAUAAAUUUAAGUAGUGUAUUUUGAGGGGGCUGGAACCCAGGCAUGCUUUAUUAAUUUAAACACUUUCUUCCCACCCUUUAUUAAAUUAUACUGGAACUGUUGCUUCAGAGUGAAGAGUUACAUACUCAGAUAUUACACCAAUACAAACUAGCCCCUUCAAGGGAGCAUUCUUGGUACAUACCAUUUUCAAUGCUCAUUUACCAACACAUCCCAACACUAUUAUUACCAUCAGAUGAUACCUCAAUUAAGCCUUCUAACCAGAAUCCGGUACAAGAACCUCCAAAUCCAGGAACAUCAUGAGUUUCUGUUCCAUUCUGUUCCUCCCUAACUUUAUUAUAAUUAUUAUUUAUUUAAUGGCCUUAUGAAUUCACAUAUUAGCCAGCAUAUAUUGUAGAUUGUUUCAUCUUAUAUGUAGUUGGAGGGAAGGGUAGUGUGAAAAAAGGGUCAGGGGCUAUGGUGGGAAUCAAACCGAUGACCACAGGGUCUAUGAGCUGAGAGUCUUAUCACGCUGACCACAUGUCACCUGCAGUCACCCAAAUUUUAAUUUCUGAUUUCCGUUUAAUCAGGUUUUUAUUCACAUUUGUAGCAUCAAAGGGCCAGAUCUGGAAGUUGGGACAUCCUGGCUUAUUAUUACUGAAAAAUGGCAAGAAGGGAGGAAAGACUCA
Messenger RNA from Cimex lectularius (bed bug), 1891 nucleotides. RefSeq lists its product as uncharacterized. Bases 460 to 1158 code for a protein of 232 amino acids. Gene Ontology annotation, cellular component: nucleus; transcription regulator complex. Gene Ontology annotation, molecular function: DNA binding. The record is from RefSeq and is a predicted model, not a curated record. Gene Ontology annotation, biological process: regulation of transcription by RNA polymerase II. The transcript is spliced from 3 exons. NCBI's taxonomy places the organism in Eukaryota, Metazoa, Arthropoda, Insecta, Hemiptera, Cimicidae.